AUGAUUGGAAAAUCGACGUUUAUGAAUGAGUUAUCCUCAGCUUUGCUUCGCAGGCAAAGUCCAAGUCCCUUGAGACUAAUGCCUUUUUCCUUAACGUUUCCUCCUAUUCGAACAUCAGCCAAGCAUGGAGGAGGUUCUGCAAAGAAUUCAGGUGAUUCAGCUGGCCGUCGUCUUGGUGUUAAGCGUUCAGAGAACCAAUACGUGAAUGCUGGUGAAAUUUUGAUACGACAAAGAGGUACAAAGUUCCAUCCUGGAGACAAUGCCAAACUUGGACGUGAUUUUACUAUUUUUGCAACCGUUUCCGGGUACGUUAAAUUUUUUCAAAAGCAAAUCUCCCUUCGCCGCACCAGGAAGUAUGUUGGUAUCGUUUUUGAUCGACAAACCAGCUUGCCUAGACCAGAGGAAGAACCAACUAUUCGAAGAGUUAACAAGUUUAUUGUACCAGAAGUCUCCUCGGCCGCUGCUUCUUCUUAA
This is a messenger RNA of Schizosaccharomyces osmophilus, 474 nucleotides long. It is a transcript of the gene mrp7, whose product is annotated as mitochondrial ribosomal protein subunit L27. The record is from RefSeq and is a predicted model, not a curated record. Gene Ontology annotation, cellular component: mitochondrial large ribosomal subunit; ribosome. Gene Ontology annotation, biological process: translation. Bases 1 to 474 code for a protein of 157 amino acids. Gene Ontology annotation, molecular function: structural constituent of ribosome. The transcript has a single exon. Lineage: Eukaryota; Fungi; Ascomycota; Schizosaccharomycetes; Schizosaccharomycetales; Schizosaccharomycetaceae.